Bombyx mori (domestic silkworm) is the source of this 4539-nucleotide messenger RNA. Its product is annotated as dnaJ homolog subfamily C member 10. Gene Ontology annotation, cellular component: endoplasmic reticulum lumen. Gene Ontology annotation, biological process: IRE1-mediated unfolded protein response. The transcript has 16 exons. NCBI's taxonomy places the organism in Eukaryota, Metazoa, Arthropoda, Insecta, Lepidoptera, Bombycidae. The record is from RefSeq and is a predicted model, not a curated record. The coding region runs from base 247 to 2583 and encodes 778 amino acids. Gene Ontology annotation, molecular function: protein-disulfide reductase activity; oxidoreductase activity, acting on a sulfur group of donors, disulfide as acceptor; misfolded protein binding.
ACACCGUUGACUAAAUCAAAAUUAAUAAAACUAGAAUGUUUGAAUUGUUGGUUAUUGCUAGGAAUAUUUCGCCUACACAAAAAUAAACAUUUUUAUCUCUGCUGUUCUAAUUGAUAGCAGAUAACUACCAUAUGUCGGUCAUUAAACAUGUCUUAGAGUUCACAUCCAAACAUUUUUAGAGUAAGUGCGUUCUGUAAUUCAAUUGGUUUUUGAAUCUCAUUUGAAGGUCUGAUUUAACAAAACGAAAUGUUAAAACUAGUAUUUAUCGUGAUAGUCCUUAUCGAAGCGGUUAACCUCACAGACGUAUCAUAUUAUGAAAUUCUAGGGAUAACUAAACAGGCAUCGACUCAGGAAAUAAAACAGGCGUAUAAAAAAUUAGUCGUAAAGUUUCACCCUGAUAAAAAUCCUAAUGAAGCCAAACAAGAAAAAUUUCUUAAAAUAACUGAAGCCUAUGAAACCUUGAAGGAUCCAGAGAAAAGGCGCAAUUAUGAUUUGUAUGGAUCAUACACAACUUAUUCAAGAAAAUAUGAUUAUAAAUCUCAGUCGGAAUAUGAUAAUUUGUACUAUAAAGGACUGUACCAUAAUGAUCCAUUUGUUGACACUUUAUCUGGAUCAAGUUUCUACAAUUACCUGAAUGAAGGAUUUCACUUUAUAAAUUUUUACUCACCAUUUUGUCCCCCCUGUCAAAAUAUUGCAGAUCAUUGGAAGAAGUUAGCAGAAAUAUAUAAGGGCAUUGUGAAAGUCGGUGCUGUUAACUGCAAAUACCAUAACUCAUUUUGUUAUAACUCAAUGCGAAUUGGCAGCUAUCCAACUCUAUUAUUUUACCCUAAUGGUAAAAGUGGAAACUAUUUAUAUUACCGAGGCGACAGGACUUUCGAGGCUCUAGAUGAUUUUGUAAUGACAUACCUAAACAGUCAUGUGCAUGUGCCUACCGUCUCUCAACUGCGAAAUACCGACAGGCCAAUCGCCUACGUUCUCGGUGCUAAUAGAAUAGACAGGAGUGCCUUAACAAGGAUUGCAUAUCGAUUGAACGGCCUUGUAGCAAUCGCUAUCGUAGAAGACGAGAGCUUGAGAGAUAAAUUAUCCGAAAGUGACUACACAACGAUCGUGUUCAAAUACAAAGGUUUUAUUAAAGACAUAGAGAGUACAAAUGAGGAAGAUGUUCUAAAAGAUAUAGUGGCUGCCUUGCCGAAGAUCGAGCUAAUUGAUCCAGAAAAGUUGAAGAACAUACGUAAUAAGUUACGUAGAGGAGAACAAACGCCUUGGGUCCUGUAUUUCUCCACCAAGGGAAGUGACAGACUCGUUCUACAUCAAAUGAGAAUGUCGUUCCCUAAUUUAAAUUUUGGCGAGAUCGAUUGCGACGUAUGGGCGGAGCUGUGCUCGUCGCUGCACGUGGAGGCGGCGCCGGCGUGGGCGGUCCUGAAGCGCGGCGGCGCCUACCAGCGGGCGUACGCGCCGGCGGACGCACGCACCUUCGUCCGCACCGCCGCCGCCGCCCUCAGCCUGCACACGCUCUCCGCUUCCGACCUCAACAAGAUCUUGGAAGGGGAUGUCGGCGUGUGGGUGCUGCUGGUAGUUCCGCACGGAUCGCCGUGGGACAGCAUGGCCGGACCCUUCACUCAGACCAGCAUGCAUUUCAACAACGACGAAAACGUCAGUUUCGGCAUAAUGAUAUGCACGGCAAGCACCGACCAGCACUGCCGACGAGUGGCGCCGGAGAAGCCCGUCGUGCUUCUGCAGAACUUCACCAGGCGGCACACGUACCGCGGCGAGCUUAACGAGAGGGAGCUUUUGGAGUACAUCAAUAUGCUGAGAGACAGUGAAGAUCUUGAGUUGACGGAGAAUCAAGUUUUAGAGAUAUCGGAUCCGAGCCGCGAGCACGCGUGGCUGGUGGCGUACCUGCCCGCGCACUGCGGCGCCUUCUGCGACGACCUCGCCCACCACUGGAUGAUCGUUGCCAGCAAGCUGCGACCUCUGACUUUUGUUCGAGUUGGAAUGUUGCAAUGUGCAAAAAUAAAGAGCGGUUUCUGUACAAACAUUCGAUCAGCCACGGCAAGACUCUAUCCUAUAGCGUCUGGACAACAUUAUAGCGUCAGUCUACAGCAUUUAUCGCAAGCUCCGUACAUACUGGAAUGGGCGUUACAGUUCAUAGACGAUUCGGUUGUGAAACUCAACUGGAAACUGUUCGCUAAGACCGUUAUUGCCGAGGAACUGAACCCGACGAGCGGCAACAAACCUUGGCUGGUCUAUUUCCACUCUCCCAGAUGUUACCGCUGCUACGAGAUGUACGCUGACUUUGCUAUAGCCGGUAUUCUACUGAACAACGCGGUGCAGCUCGGCAAAGUCAAUUGCCUGAACGAGCGCGGCCUCUGCCAACACGAGCACAUCACAAGCUAUCCGUCGCUCAAGCUGUACCUCGGCAGGAACAGCCGCCAGCGCUUCAGCAGCGUCGUGACACUGCAGGUCAGAGACCACAAGAGCAUUCUAGAAGAAAUCGAACCUCAUUUAAGGAGAUACGACGCCAGUCUGCUGGCCACCCGCGACGGUGCUGCCAGUAAUAGCAUCAGACACGACGAAUUUUAAAUAGUUUAAUGUUCAGGUUUUUGGAACGAAGUUCCUUAUGGUACGAUGCGGAGGGUUACCCUAACCGGGAAAUAAACGUCCGUAACGUAAGAUUUUUAUUAGUAAUGCACACAGUGUACGACUUAACUUUAUAAUAACGUACAAAAAAUAACAUAUUUUUUUAUCAUUCAUUGACCACGAUCUCGGAGCGUUCGUUUGCGCAAUACACUAACUCUUAUGCAAACAACCGUGAAUGAAAUGUACCACAAUAAGUUCGCACGUUACCGAAUGACCGUGAAGUGUUGCGAAACCUCCAGUUUUAUUUUCUUUAUACCUCGAAUAGAACUUAAAAUUAAUAUAAUAAGGAACUUCGUUCCUAUCCGGUGUCCCACGACACCUCAAUUUUUUUUUUAACAAGUAAAAGUAGAGUUCUUUCUACUAAAUGUCUUUACUGCUCUUUCUAAUCAAUUAGUAUAAAUACAAAAUAUGAAAAUUUCAAAAUCAUCACAAUUUUUUAUAUAUCAAAACCAAAGUGUAAGAAAAGUCUAGAUUUAGAUUACAUCACAUUCAGCACUGCAAAUAUGUUUCAAAUGUUAAUAAAAUUCGGUCGUACCUUUGGAUACAGUGACGUCAGCUCUAUCUGUAUGUCAGAGCGGGUCGCUUGUUAGGUAAUUAAUAUUUUUUAUGACAGACGGUAUACUGUUCCAAAUCUCUAUAUAUAGGAGGCUAAUUGCAAAAAAAGAGUAUAGUUGAUUGGGGGGAAUAGAGACUAGAGUUAGAAUAGGGAGAAAUCUGGGAUGUCACAAUACUUUGGUUGAGUUAUUAGAUUUAAUUUUGUUGAACUGAAAAUGACUUUUAUUUAGUGUUUAAAAAUAUUAACUAAUUAAAUAUAGUCAUCAAAUUUUUGUAACUCAUUAAAGAUAUUAAAAAUUUAAUUACCUAUAGUUAGGUACCUACCUAACAACCAAAUAGUGCCAGCCCUAUCGAAAAACUAUUGUCCCCAUAAAAAACAACGCCAAGGUGAAUCGGGUCAAGCUAGUUUUUUUGUGUCUAUUUUGUAAUGAACUGUCUAAUAACGCAUCGUAUAUAAAGAUUUAAGCCUUCACCGUAGACAUCCGGAAUAAGCGAGCAAGCUUUUUACAUCUCUAACCAUACGUCGUACGUGACCAUACGUCCCGCUUUCAGACUGUCUAUCCCGCUGUCCCUGAAAUUAACUGUUUACUGACAUCAAAUAAUAAUCAAUUUAUCUUUAUAUUCCCAGCUCCGUCGUGAACUCUUAAGAUUAAAUAAAUUAUAAAAUUGUAUCGAAAUUGAUCAAGUAGUUUUUGUUUUGUAUUGGACUAGAAUAAACAAACAUAAUACCACGCCGUGGUAAUCUUUUUUGGAAAAUAUAUUUGUUUAUAAUAGUUUCGAUAAAUAAGAUAAAACAGCUGAUAAUUAAACGUUCUUGCGUAUAUCAUAAGUGCAAGCUAUUUAAAUUAACGCUUCAUUAUUUUUAAACCAGUGGUAUUUAAAAUACUCUAUCAUAUUAUACUAAGCCUAACCGAAAAUAUUAUUUAUGAAAUAAAUAAAUAAAUGUCGUUUUAGUAAGAUCGUAUUUCCUGAACCCACAAUGUAUUUUAAAGACCAAACGCCCCCAGCGUUCCCUUGUAAUCGCAGAUUCUGAGAGCCCUUUUUUUUUCUAUAAUUCCCUGACGCCCCAAGGUUUAGAUACAUUUUAUGUAUUACAUCUCUGUUGUUGUUGUUUAAGCAUUUAAAAUGUCUUCGUAUUUAAAUUUUUAUUGUAAAUAAUUAUUUUUAAAAACUUAUAAAAACAAUAUGAUUUAUUUAUAAACAAUGAUAUUGUAAUAAUUUUUCAUCAAAACAGCCAUCGACUGAUUUAGGCCCCAUUUUAAAUCGGUAGCUAUGCAUUUACUAAUAAUGAAAUCUCAUUUGUUCUAAAUUAAUAGUUUUAAUAAUAAAUAAAUUACCAAAUUA